This is a messenger RNA of Fraxinus pennsylvanica, 2121 nucleotides long. Lineage: Eukaryota; Viridiplantae; Streptophyta; Magnoliopsida; Lamiales; Oleaceae. The record is from the annotation of a GenBank genome assembly.
AUGAAGAUAAAUGUAGAAAAGAUCAACACAUCCGCUCAAGGAAUCCCACUGCCUAAAGCAACUCUCAAUCCGUCGACAAAAUCAGAUCCGUCUCACAACCCUACUUGUCGAAGUAAGCUGCCUCAUCGGAAAAUCAAGGCUUCUGGCACCAGAGUUCGGUUAAGGAAGGAAGUCGGAUUACCAUCUGGGAAAAGGAACAGCCGCCCGGAGACACCUUUGCUCAGAUGGAAGUUUGACGAAGAUAAGGACAACGAUGCUUCCACUAAAGAGGAGAAAUCGUCAGCUGAAGUUAAACGGAAAAGUGGCAGGAGAGUUAGGGUUAAUGUAUCGGCUAGGAAACUUGCUGCCGGACUCUGGCGGCUUCAGUUGCCGAAGUUUCAGAUUAAUGGUGGCCAAAGGUUAGGGUUUCAGUCUGGAGGUGCUCAUGUUGGGGUGGUCCCCGUUCAUGGUCAUCAUAUUAGUAAAUCACUUAAUUCUCCUGAAAAGGAUCUGUUACAUAGUCCGCAUUCUGUGUCUGGCCCAAGAAAUGGGCUUUCAUUUAAGUUUGAGCCCUCUUUUCAAUUUUCAAAUUCUGCAAUGGAGGGGGCUACAAAGUGGGAUCCUGUUGGCUGGAAGUCAUCGGAUGAAAUAAAGAAGAUAUUUGGCCAGCUGAAACACCUUGACAAACAAGCAACUGCUGCUCCAGUAAUAUCUGCACUUGAGGCAGAACUUGAGCAGGCUCGAGCCAGAAUCAAUGAACUUGAGAAUGAGCGCCGGUCUUCGAAAAAAAAACUCGAGCAUUUCUUGAAAAAACUCAGUGAGGAAAGGGCUGCAUGGCGUAGCCGAGAACAUGAGAAAAUUCGUGCAAUUAUAGAUGACAUAAAAGCUGACUUGAGCAGAGAGAGGAAAAACCGUCAAAGGCUGGAAAAAGUGAAUUCUAAGUUGCUCAAUGAGUUAGCUGAUGCCAAGUUAUCAGCUAAGCGCUAUGUGCAUGAUUAUGAGAAAGAGAGAAAGGCCAGAGAGUUGAUAGAGGAAGUCUGUGAUGAACUAGCCAAGGAAAUUGGAGACGACAAAGCUGAAGUCGAAGCACUGAGAAGAGAAUCGAUGAAAUUCCUAGAGGAGGUGGAAGAAGAGAGGAAGAUGUUGCAGAUGGCCGAGGUCUGGCGCGAAGAACGAGUCCAGAUGAAGCUAGUUGAUGUAAAGGUGAUGCUUGAAGAGAAGUAUUCUCAGAUGAACGUGUUAAUAGCAGAACUCGAAUCCUUCCUAAAUUCUCGAAGCUCAAACCGAAAUGCAGAGGAGAUGAAGAAGGCAGAGUUCCUUCGACAGGCAGCUGCCUCUGUGAAUAUACAAGACAUCCGGGAUUUCACUUAUGAACCCCCAAAUCCAGAUGACAUGUUUUCUGUCUUUGAAGAUGUUAAUUUUAGCGAACCCAAUGAGAGGGAGAUCGAACCAUGUGUUCAGUACAGUCCAGCUAGCCACGCCUCCAAAAUUCAUACAGUGAGUCCUGAAUUGAAUAUGUUCAAUAAAGACAAUAGUGCUAAUAGACAUUCUAAUGCAUACCUCAACCGAAGUGGUGAAUUAGAAGAAGACACAAGUGAAUGGGAAACGGUGAGCCGUCUUGAAGAUCAGGGUUCAAGUUAUUCCCCAGAUGGAAGUGAUCCCUCGACCAAUAAAAAUUUUCGUCCAAGUAAUAUUUCAAGAUGUGGAAAUGAGUGGGAUGAAAAUGAGGGCGAGGAAACGCCUAUCACUGAAAUUAGUGAAGUCUGCUCUAUGCCCGCACGACAUCCGAAAAAGGUAUCUUCCAUAUCCAGGCUCUGGAGAUCAUGCCCGAGCAAUGGUGGUGACAAUUACAAGUUCAUUUCAGUCGAGGGAAUAAAUGGAAGGCUUUCAAACGGCAGGCUUUCUAAUGGAGCUACCAUGUCUUCAGAUUGUGGUUCGGUUAAAGAUGGGUUUAAUCUCCAAGAUUUGGUUGGACAAUGGAGCUCGCCUGAAUCGGGGAAUCCAAAUAUAACGCGAGGGAUGAAAGGGUGCAUUGAAUGGCCACGUAGCGCUCAGAAGAGUAGUUUGAAAGCGAAACUUUUGGAGGCAAGGAUGGAAAGUCAAAAAAUCCAGUUGCGCCAGGUCUUAAAGCAAAAAAUUUAA